CCAAACAAUUCACGGCCAGGUGUUUUUCUCUGCUUCCCUCCCUUCCUCCAUCGCCAGCACGGGCGUUCAGACCUUCCGCCGGGAUCACGACCGCUUCUGGGUGUUGGCAGCCCAUCCGAACCUUAACCUCUUCGCGGCAGGUCACGACGGAGGGAUGAUUGUCUUCAAGCUGGAGCGCGAGAGGCCAGCUUACGCCGUGCACGGCAACAUGCUCUACUACGUCAAGGACCGCUUCCUCCGCCAGCUGGACUUCAACAGCUCCAAAGAUGUGGCCGUGAUGCAGUUGAGAAGUGGCUCCAAGUUUCCCGUCUUCAACAUGUCCUACAACCCAGCGGAGAAUGCUGUGCUCCUCUGCACGAGGCCGAGCAACCUGGAGAAUAGCACCUACGACCUCUACACCAUUCCCAAGGACGCAGACUCCCAGAACCCCGACGCUCCGGAAGGAAAACGCUCCUCGGGACUCACAGCUGUCUGGGUCGCUCGGAACCGCUUUGCCGUCUUGGACCGGAUGCACUCGAUCCUCAUCAAGAACCUGAAGAACGAAAUCACGAAGAAAGUCCAGGUGCCUAACUGCGAUGAGAUUUUUUACGCCGGCACCGGGAAUCUCUUGCUGAGAGACGCCGAUUCCAUCACCCUCUUUGAUGUCCAGCAGAAACGGACUCUGGCUUCAGUUAAGAUGUCCAAGGUGAAAUAUGUCAUCUGGUCAGCAGACAUGUCCCAUGUGGCUCUCCUGGCAAAGCACGCGAUCAUGAUCUGCAACCGAAAGCUGGAGUCGCUGUGCAAUAUCCACGAGAACAUCCGGGUCAAGAGCGGCGCCUGGGACGAGAGCGGCGUCUUCAUUUACACCACGAGCAACCACAUCAAAUAUGCUGUCACCACCGGGGACCACGGGAUCAUCCGCACGCUGGACUUGCCCAUCUACGUGACCCGCGUGAAGGGCAACAACGUCUACUGCCUUGACCGCGAAUGCCGACCCCGCGUCCUCACCAUUGACCCCACGGAGUUCAAGUUCAAGCUGGCCCUGAUCAACCGGAAAUACGAUGAGGUCCUGCACAUGGUGCGUAACGCCAAGCUAGUGGGCCAGUCCAUCAUAGCUUACCUGCAGAGGAAGGGCUAUCCCGAAGUGGCGCUGCAUUUCGUGAAGGACGAGAAGACGCGGUUCAGCCUGGCUCUUGAAUGCGGCAACAUUGAGAUUGCGCUGGAGGCGGCCAAAGCUCUGGACGACAAGAACUGCUGGGAGAAGCUGGGAGAGGUGGCUCUGCUGCAAGGGAACCACCAGAUCGUGGAGAUGUGCUACCAGCGCACCAAGAACUUCGACAAGCUCUCCUUCCUCUACCUGAUCACGGGCAACCUGGAAAAGUUGCGCAAGAUGAUGAGGAUCGCUGAGAUCCGGAAGGACAUGAGCGGCCACUACCAGAACGCCCUCUACCUGGGCGACAUUGCCGAAAGGGUGAGGAUCCUGAAGAACUGUGGGCAGAGUAAGAUCCCAGAGAUCGACCCCAAUGCCCGCUUGCUCCAGCCUCCGGCCCCCAUCAUGCCCUUGGACACCAACUGGCCUCUGCUGACCGUCUCCAAGGGCUUCUUUGAGGGCGCCAUCGCCAGCAAAGGGAAAGGAGGCGCCUUGGCAGCCGACAUCGAUAUCGACACCGUGGGCACUGAAGGCUGGGGAGAAGACGCCGAGCUGCAGCUGGAUGAAGGUGAGGGGGGCGCGCGUCUCGGGUGUCAGCUUGAAAAGUUUUCUCUGGGCUUUUAGAGUUGCCAGCAGAAAGGGAGCGGGGGAUGCAGCGCAUUCCUUAGAUAAUUUCUAGGUGGCCGAAGCUUCUGGU
Messenger RNA from Notechis scutatus (mainland tiger snake), 1826 nucleotides. NCBI's taxonomy places the organism in Eukaryota, Metazoa, Chordata, Lepidosauria, Squamata, Elapidae. The record is from RefSeq and is a predicted model, not a curated record.